CCCGCGCUCACACGUGUUCUCCCUGGGUGCAAUCUGCUGCCCUCUGAACCCCACCCAGCAGCUAGGUGCCUAGUCCGGAUCUAUCUGCCCAGAAGCCCUCCUGAUGUUCCCUAUCCACCUGGCCCUUGGGGUGUGCAGAGUGCGGGCAGCGGGGCCGGCGGGACGCCCCUGGAGCUCUCGCCCCCGCCCCGCCCCUCCGCGGAGCCCCACAGGCUGCGCCUGUGCCGCUCAGACUCGCGCCCCGAGCGCAGGCAGGCGGGCGGGCGCGCAGCUCCGCUCCGCGCCAUCCCCGACUCUGUUCAUUCAUGAUUGGUACUCGGCCCCCCGAGACCCAACCCAAGCGCCGGGUGCAGAGCAGAGUGUGCGGCAGUAGGGGGUGCGGACACGGCUCCCGCACCGCACGCGGCGCGGGCUCGGCAGCCUUGGCCGGGCAGGCGCUCCGGCCCCGUGUCGAGCGCCAGGCAGGCUUCCGGGCUUGGUUCUCGGCCCCUAGCAAGGGCGCGGGCCCGGCUGGGAUCUGGCGUUGGGGUGCAGUGGCUGAGGUUCGCCGGAGCAGCGGGCCCUGUGAGUCAGUGCAUGUGCAGGGCUGAGGGCAGAAGCGAGAAGCCUCCCGGCGCCCCAGCCCCACGCUCGCUGAAUACCAACCUGCAGGCGAGCUGCCAGAGCUCUUUGCUUUUUUCCUCCUCCAAUUCGGAGUAGAGGAUUCACACUGAAUCUUCAGGGGAGGGGAGCGGCAGGGUCCAGGGUCCCAAGUCGCGUCCAAGUCUUCGCUGCCAUGGGGGCUGUCAUGGGCACCUUCUCAUCUCUGCAAACCAAACAAAGGCGACCCUCUAAAGGUAAGUCAGGUGCAAGCAGUCGGGAGGGCUGUGUGGUGAUGACACACUUGCCAGUUUGGGAGCAAAAGCCAUCACAAUAAGAUUGAAGAUGAGCUGGAGAUGACCAUGGUUUGCCACCGACCUGAGGGACUGGAGCAACUUGAGGCCCAGACCAACUUCACCAAGAGAGAGCUGCAAGUCCUUUAUCGUGGCUUCAAAAAUGAGUGUCCCAGUGGUGCAGUCAACGAAGAAACAUUCAAGCAGAUCUACGCUCAGUUUUUCCCUCAUGGAGAUGCCAGCACCUAUGCCCAUUACCUCUUCAAUGCCUUUGACACCACCCAGACAGGCUCCGUGAAAUUCGAGGAUUUUGUAACUGCUCUGUCAAUUUUACUGAGAGGAACGGUCCAUGAGAAACUAAGGUGGACAUUUAAUUUGUAUGACAUCAAUAAAGACGGAUACAUAAACAAAGAGGAAAUGAUGGACAUUGUCAAAGCCAUCUAUGACAUGAUGGGGAAAUACACAUAUCCUGUGCUCAAAGAGGAUACUCCACGGCAGCACGUGGAUGUUUUCUUCCAGAAAAUGGACAAAAACAAAGAUGGCAUUGUGACUUUAGAUGAGUUUCUUGAGUCCUGUCAGGAGGAUGACAACAUCAUGAGGUCUCUCCAGCUGUUCCAAAAUGUCAUGUAACUGGGGACACUCAGCCACCCAGCUCUCAGAGACAUUGUAUGAUUUUGUUCUGAUUUUACACACCAAUUCUUGGGACAGAAACACCUUUUACAUUUUGGAAGAAUUUCCCGCUGAAGACUUUCUAUGAAACCCAGCAUCUAAUGGCUCAAUCUCUGAUCGCCAACUCUUCCUUCUGCCUCCUCUUGAGAGAGACACAAUUCAAGUUUGUUUCGGAAGCAUGCCCGUCUCGUCACACUGCUACUCUGUGGAAGGCCCAUCUGCUUGAGCUUAAACAGUAGUACACAGUUUUCUGCUUAUGUGCCCCAACCCACUGCCUCCAAAUCAAGCAGACUUUGUUCAAUUUGGAAGCCAGAGGACCUGAGCCAAAUGCACACCAUCCUCUGAUGGCCUCCCAACCAAUGUGCCUGUUUCUCUUCCUUUGUGGGAAGAAAGAGUGUUACACAGAACAAUUAAAAUCUACCUUGACUAGAUUGGGGGAGGCAGCACCUAAACAUGUAGAAUAGGACUGGAUUACUAAGCAUGGCAUUGUCUGAUGAUCUAAGCUGCCCAUGUCAUUCAUUUCCAGGCAAGGAUUAAUAAUUCUCUCACACUAGCAUCUGUGCUAGUAGUGCAAGUUGCAAGUCUCUUAACAUGCCCAGGAAGAGAGCCAUUGCCCAAGUGGUAACUCCUCUCCAUCCCCUGCUCCAGCCCAUCACUGCAUGUCCCUCCCAAAAAGUCCAGAAUGCCUGCAAAUUGCUGUAAUUUUAUACCAUGUUCUAAUCAAUAAAUAGAAUUAUUUCUUA
Cavia porcellus (domestic guinea pig) is the source of this 2284-nucleotide messenger RNA. It is a transcript of the gene Kcnip1, whose product is annotated as potassium voltage-gated channel interacting protein 1. Gene Ontology annotation, molecular function: potassium channel regulator activity; transmembrane transporter binding; calcium ion binding. Lineage: Eukaryota; Metazoa; Chordata; Mammalia; Rodentia; Caviidae. Gene Ontology annotation, cellular component: voltage-gated potassium channel complex. Gene Ontology annotation, biological process: regulation of potassium ion transmembrane transport. The record is from RefSeq and is a predicted model, not a curated record. The coding region runs from base 936 to 1502 and encodes 188 amino acids. The transcript is spliced from 9 exons.